Spinacia oleracea (spinach) is the source of this 1109-nucleotide messenger RNA. Its product is annotated as probable xyloglucan endotransglucosylase/hydrolase protein 23. Gene Ontology annotation, biological process: cell wall biogenesis; xyloglucan metabolic process. Gene Ontology annotation, cellular component: apoplast; cell wall. Gene Ontology annotation, molecular function: hydrolase activity, hydrolyzing O-glycosyl compounds; xyloglucan:xyloglucosyl transferase activity. Bases 98 to 946 code for a protein of 282 amino acids. Lineage: Eukaryota; Viridiplantae; Streptophyta; Magnoliopsida; Caryophyllales; Amaranthaceae. The record is from RefSeq and is a predicted model, not a curated record. The transcript has a single exon.
CAUUUCAAUUCAUUCCUUUAUAAACCCAUUUACAUUUUUUUCAUAUCAACCAACUCAAAGACACAUCAUAAACCCAACCAAAUUAGUACUACAAACUAUGGCAUCAUCUUCACUUCUCUUAACCACUCUCUUUCUAGCUACCCUAUUUGCCGCUUCUACAGCCAAUUUCAACAAUGAAUUUACAAUCACUUGGGGAGAUGGUCGAGGUAAAGUUCUCAACAACGGGGACGACCUCACCCUCUCCCUCGAUAAAGCUUCCGGCUCCGGCUUCCAAUCCAAAAACGAAUACCUCUUUGGUAAUAUUGAUAUGCAGUUAAAACUUGUCCCUGGUAAUUCAGCUGGUACUGUCACUGCUUACUAUCUCUCGUCUAUGGGUAAAUCCCAUGAUGAGAUUGAUUUUGAGUUCUUAGGGAAUGUUAGUGGACAACCUUACACUUUACAUACUAAUGUAUUUGCUCAAGGCAAAGGUAAUCGUGAAAAACAGUUUCACUUGUGGUUCGACCCUACUAAAGAUUUCCACACUUACUCAAUCCUUUGGAAUCCACAGAUAAUUGUUUUCUCUGUUGAUGGAAUUCCAAUUAGAGAACACAAGAACAUGGAAUCAAAGGGAAUCCCAUUCCCUAAGAAUCAACCUAUGAGGAUUUACUCUAGUUUGUGGAAUGCUGAUGAUUGGGCUACCCAAGGAGGUCGGGUUAAGACCGAUUGGGCUCAAGCUCCUUUCACUUCUUCAUACAGGAACUUUAAAGCUGAUGCUUGUGUAUGGAACUCUGGUUCGUCUUCGUGUGGGUCGGGUAUAUCAGACUCAAAUUGGUUGACCCAAGAGCUGGAUUCAGCGAGCUUGGAAAGGAUGAGUUGGGUGCAGAAGAAUUACAUGGUCUACAAUUACUGUGCAGAUGUUCAGAGGUUUUCUCAAGGCCUUCCUACUGAAUGCACAACUACAUCCUAAUCCUAAACGCAUUUAGUCAACUCAAAGUUUUAUUUUGUCUUAGAAUUCAAUUAAUUAUUCUUUGAUUCUUUUGUAGCAAAUUAAUGUUCCUCUAGUUCCUCCAUUUCGCAAUAGGUGUAUCAUUUUUUUUCCACGUAUCCCAACAUGCUUCAUUGAACCUUAA